UAUCUUUUUUAAACUUAGAAUGAUGACAUCUCUGUGUACAAGGUUGCAAAGGUGUGAAGGCUAGGGAGGAAUAGUCGCCGAUUAUUGCCUUGCAUCAUCUCCAAGCUGAAAGGCUGGGUAUAUUAUCUUCUCUCGGGUGUCUGUCGGUGCUGCUCUACAGUAUUGAUGCGAGGAGAAACAUUCUAUUAGAGAAGUUUGAAGUUUCUAUAUGGGCCAUUUUCUUUCAAAAAAUGGUAAGCGUGUGAAGAAGAGAAGACGGAAAGUUAGGAAAAACUGCUUUCUUCGUGGACCUUGUAUGUUGUGCUUCAUAGUUCAUAAUACUUCUCUCGAUGAGGAUCAGUUCGAAAGUGCAUCCAAACUAGCUGAGCGAUACGCCACACUGACCACUACAGAGGAAUGUGCAAAGUUUCUUCUUUCUCCCAAGGAACUUGCUAUCUGGGAAGAACAGGGCAAGAGUUUACUUUCCAGUGUUCCAGCAAAACUGAUUGGGCCACCUCUGUUUAGAACAGUCUCGUCAGACUAUUCGGAAAUGCCAGUUUGCAAGCGUAAAUGUGCUGGAGUACAAACAUGUACACCUCGGAAACUGCCUCGUUCUGCAGUUGAAGGAGUUCCUGAUAAUGGUUUAAAUAAUGAUAUAGCACAGCGUCCAGCACCUGUAUGUACUUUGCCUACUUCUACAGCAGAAUGCACUAACGUGGGAAUUCAGGGGAACAUGGGUGACUGCUCUUCUCUGCUGCAAUGUCCUGUGUCCCCUUUGGGACCCGAAGACAAUGAACCUCUACCCCAUGAAAACUUUAAAGACUUAAAAGUGGAAUCUGAACCACCGAAUAUAAAUCAGCUUCCUUCCUCAAUACUUCUCAAGGUCUUUGCUCAUUUAACUUUGAAGGAAAGAUGUCUUUCAGCAUCCUUGGUUUGCAAGUACUGGCGUGAUCUUGGUUUAGAUUUUCAAUUUUGGAAACAGCUCGACCUCAGUGGGCGACAGCAGAUCACCGAUGAUGUACUUAAGAGAAUUGCAUCAAAGAAUCGAAACACAAUCCAAAUUAAUGUUUCCGAUUGUCGAAGUAUUUCUGAUGCAGGAGUGAGUUCCAUAGCAUCGCAGAGCGCAGGACUGCAGAAAUAUAUUGCAUAUCGAUGCAAACAGCUCAGUGACAUUUCUCUCAUUGCAAUUGCUUGCCAUUGCCCUUUUCUGCAGAAAGUACAUGUGGGAAACCAGGAUAAGCUUACAGAUGAAUCCUUACAGCAGCUGGGACAGAAAUGUCCAGAUGUCUUGGAUGUCCACUUUGGUCAAUGUUACAAGAUCACGGAUGAAGGCAUGAUAGCAUUGGCACAGGGCUGCCCGAGGCUACAGAGAAUCUACAUGCAAGAAAACAAACUGGUGACAGAUAAAUCAUUGAAAGCAUUUGCAGAACAUUGUCCUCUGCUGCAAUAUGUGGGCUUUAUGGGCUGCUCGGUUACAUCCCAAGGGGUCAUCCACCUCACUAGACUGAAGGAGCUCACCAGUUUGGACCUGCGCCACAUAACUGAGCUGAAUAACGAAACUGUAAUGGAGGUGGUGAAGAGAUGCAAAAACUUAAGCUCUCUGAAUCUGUGCCUGAACUGGAGCAUUAAUGACAGAUGUGUGGAAUUCAUAGCUAAGGAAGGACACAGCCUGAAGGAACUGUACCUGGUGUCCUGUAAGAUUACUGAUUACGCUCUGAUAGCAAUUGGACAGUAUAGUAAAACCAUUGAAACAGUGGACGUGGGCUGGUGCAAAGAAAUCACAGAUAAGGGAUCCACCCAGAUCUCACAGACCAGCAAGUCUCUUAGGUACUUGGGGCUUAUGAGGUGUGAUAAGGUGAAUGAAGACACAGUGGAACGUCUUGUUCAAGAAUACCCACAUAUCACAUUCAGCACUGUGAUGCAAGACUGCAAGCGGACACUAGAACGAGCCUAUCAGAUGGGGUGGAUUCCCAAUACAUCAACGGCAUCAUAAUGCUAUAAAGAAUCUAUUGUCAUAUCACUUUGUGGUUCUUGUAAUUCUUAAACACAGUAAUGUAAGGAGUGAGUGCAAGAGAAAUCACAAAAAGUAGGCUCUGCUGGACUGAACUUAUAAUCACAAAAGACAGUACCUUUCCACUUUAUGUUCCUGUUCUGACAAUCUUUUCCCUUUGAAGGUUGAAAUCAUGGAUUUUCAGACAUCCAUGGAAGGAUUUUAAAACAAAAUAAUUGGGGCCAGAUAUGGAUUCUAGCCCAAAGUAGUUUUAUUUUAUGAAUAAUUUGACACCAGUUGUCUUAUUUUUGAAGCAGCUGUAAUCAAAUUUACUGAAAUGUAUAUUCAGAAAGUUUAAAGUUAAAGAGAUGUCUCCUCCCCAACCGAUUUUCUGCUCAUUGCUACCUUCUAAGCUCUUAAGAGAUGUAAUGGGAUUUUUCAGGUGUGACAAUAAUCUACUAAAUUCAUCCAGUUAUACUCUUGUUCAACAAAUCCUCUCUUAGAUAUUAUCUGUUAAGAUUACAUCUCAUUUUAUUAUAAGCUUGGUUAAAAAUCUGAAUUCCAUUUUAUUAAGCUUCAUUCAUCCUUGAAAUAAUCAAUUACGACUGAUGAUAAAAACUAGCAACAGCCCUGUUAAGAUUUCACUAUAGACAGAAGAAUCAAUGGAGUGUUUUUCCCCUAGAUCCAAACUUUAACUGUGGCCAGCAUGUAUAAUAAUGACUGACAAAUUUUAUUACUGUUUGUAUGUUCUUUUUUUACAUACACAGUUGUUAAGAACUAGCUUGUGCAAGACAUACUUUUUAUAACAUGGUCAAAAUAAAAUAAAACUAACCUUUGUCAGUUAUACAAUUGUUAUAAAUAUCAUGCCUGAACACUUUUUUAAUUAUUUAGUAGAAUAAAGUGUUCUGAAAGGUAAUAGUUAAAGUUGGUGGAAUAACACUGGAUUACUCUGUUAUUUAAUAUUUGUCAUUAAAUGAACUUAGUCUGUGAAAAUGACUGUGCACAUUGUUUUGUUUCAAAUUCAGAAGCCAAGGAGUUCAGUGCUUUGGCCUUCAGUUUCUGACCAAAGUGAUCACACUUCAGAAUAUAGUAAAGGUGUACAACUCUUUCUUACUUGCACAUGAUAAUUAUGAGCUACCAGCUCCUGAAUUACUUACGUUAUCAUAAGAAAAAGGAGUAUGCAGUUUGUGACCCUAUGUAUAUUUUAAAAUAAGAUGUAAGCCAUUUUACAGGAAAACCUAAGAACUUAAAAGGGGAUCUGUGUGUUUAAAAUAUAUGCAGUUGUUCUGGAAUACAAACUGUACAGGUAGCCAGAGAAUCUGCUUUCAUGUUCCAUGGCUAUGCUAAAAUUAAGGAGAAAGCACGAAGGAGAAAGAAAAGCCAAUUUAAGUGAUAUUUGGUAAAUGCCACCUUUGAGAGCCCAUGCAGUAACUGAGCAGGUUAAGAUAACUGACAGUAACUGCAUAGUGUGAAAACUGGAGGUCUCUGUGGGUCAUAUCUCAGAUCCUAUGUAGGAACGUUAAACAAGUUUGUCAAUUUUCCAUUAGAUUGAUUUUUCUCAAGUGUAGAAGAGUUAUCUCAUUUUCUCUCUGAGACGCAACCAUUUCCCCAAUUUUGUAUACUGCUGUUUAAUUCUGCAUUAGAAUGUGUUAAAAAAAAUUGGAAUUCACAGCUGAUGGAGAUGAUUUAAUUUGGGGAAUGCACCAAAAUAAAGUGUUUUCAUUGUUCCUGUGAAAGGGGCUUUAACCCUUCAAUAACGCCUUGACUAGGUAGGAUAUACAACAACCAACAUUACACAUCUUUAGAUCAAUCACCAAAGACUGCUGAUUAAAGGGAAGCAAUACUUACUAUUCAAAGUAUUUCCCUGCACUCUUCCUAUCUGAAUAGAAAUGAUAGUUAUAAAAUUAUCUGGUACUUGCUCUAAGAUUCAUUGCUUCUAGAGAAUCUCAUCAUCGUGGAUCUCCUCAUUUCCUUACUGCACCAAUACUUUCAAUUGUAUGGAGCAACCUUUUGCAUCGUGGAGUACCUAGCCGUUUCAGUGGAGUCACGCGGGAAUAUUUAGGUUAAGUUGAGCCCAUAAAACCCUCUCUUUACAUAGAAUUAUAUAGAACGUACAGCACAGAAACAGGCCAUUCAGUCCACCUAGUGUUGAUAUUUCUACUCCACACAAGUAUCCUCAUAUUCUGUCACCAUAUCGUUCUAUUCCCUUUUGUCUCAUGUAUUAUUCUAGUUUCUUUUUGAAAGCAUCUAAACUAUUUGGUUCAACCACAUCCUGUGGUACAUCUGCAACAUUUUCUGAGAAAGGAAGUGUCUCCUUAAUUCCCUGUUAUUAGUAACUAGCUUUUAUUUAUGCCCCUGGUUUUGCAUUCUCCCACAAGUAGAAAAACACGUUCUCUACAUCUACUCUUAUCCAACCUAUUUAUUAUUUUUAAAUUCGCUUACCAGGACACCAUUAAGCAUUCUCUUUUCUAAAGAAAAAAAGCCCCAACCUGUUCAGUCUUUCCAGAUAGAUGUAAUCUCACCAUUACAGUACCAUCCAUUUUUGAUUGAGUUCACAGCAGUACUCAGCCAGCUGUGUUUUACCUUGGGGCUGGCUGUCCAACUGGCUCGGGUCAAACCGAAAUGCUGAAUCCAAUUGAAGUGAAUGGAGCACAUUGGGUGCAAAUGACUCUCUCCUGUAAAUAACCAGAGCAGCUCAAGAGAAAAGAUGACAAUAAAUGACAAAUGUCUCUAUCAGGCAGUGAAUUUGAUGGUAUUGCAAUGCAGGUGCCACAUUGUUUUUAUAGCUGUAUUAUUUUCAAAUUGAGAUGUGAAAGUCCUUUCAACAGAAGGUACCCUGCAGAUAUUUUUCCUGUCUAGAGUUUUGAAUGUUCCAUGAUUUCAUACAUUUGUCUAAUUGUGAUAAGUUAAAAUAGUUUUGGCACUGUAUCAUGAAGUUUUAUACAUAAUCUCAAAACCUUGGAUUUUAAUGAUACUAAAAAUGUCUACCCUCACAGAACAAAACAUGUGAAAAGCCCACCUUUUCAGCAUUAAAAAAUGAUUUUUUUUCAGAAAAUGUAGACUCCAAAUAAAAGCUCAGUCAUCUUGUCUGAACUCUUGUACCUGGUUUUAUUGAUAAAAAGCAUCCUCUGUUCCUUUGACUGUGUUUUGUGUUUUUUUUUCUCCUCCUCCUCCUGAUUUUUUAUAUCAUUUGGCACUGCAGGAUAAGCACAAUGGUUAUGUCUUGCACAAAUAUAUGCAAGCUGAUAACGAAGCCAGCUCUAAUCUGCAAAUUGUGCACACAAUUUCCAAGUAAUUCAACAAAACUUUUAUGUUACUUGUGUGGCAAAUUGAUGCUGACUAGAAUAAGUAUACCCAUAAUUUUCAUUCCCAUAAGUUGAUUUUAACAAAGCCUCAAGCAAGUUUUGAGAUUAGAAGGAUUUCCCAUCCAAUUAGUGGGUAUCUGGACUAGAUUCUCAAAUGAUGAAGUGUUAUUAAUACUUUUUUUUAAAAAAGAGCUGUGUAAGUAUCCGGUUAGGAAUGAGAUUGUGAGUUAUAAUAAUGAGUACUGACAGGGAUGAUUAAUGGGACAUGAUAGUCCUGUUCUGCUGAAACAAUGGAAUGUCAUGGCAACUGGACAAUCGGGUUUAUUGUCAAAUACUCUGAGGUGUCAUUUCAUUUACCUUUUGGGGGGAGACGGAAAAACUUUACAGAACUUUUGUUCAGGCGGGUUUGGUAUGAUCUUUAAUAGAGCAAGUUGUCCAUGAUUUGGGGAAGGAAUGCUUGAUGGGCUGACUGGCCUUUCUUAAUUUUUUUGAUUCUUUGAUUCUCAACAAGUAUUGAAUUUCCAAGUGAUUUGGGGCAUUUUCCUGUCCAUAGAAGAUUUUUUCCUCCAGUGUGUAAAUUUGAUUAAUUUUCCAGGGAACUGUUCAAUGAAAAUAAACUAUAAACUGUCUCUUGUAAAAUCACAGUGAUAUAAGGUGAGAAUAUAAAAUGUUGGAAAUUACUUACCUAUUUGUUACAUAAAGAUUGUCCAAUAAAUACCAUUUCAAAAAACA
Molecule: messenger RNA, 6006 nt
Organism: Carcharodon carcharias (great white shark)
Lineage: Eukaryota; Metazoa; Chordata; Chondrichthyes; Lamniformes; Lamnidae
Gene: fbxl17
Product: F-box and leucine-rich repeat protein 17
Exons: 11
Coding region: 209-1972 (587 amino acids)
Biological process (GO): SCF-dependent proteasomal ubiquitin-dependent protein catabolic process
Cellular component (GO): SCF ubiquitin ligase complex
Molecular function (GO): protein binding
Source: RefSeq, a predicted model, not a curated record